Haplochromis burtoni (Burton's mouthbrooder) is the source of this 1803-nucleotide messenger RNA. RefSeq lists its product as uncharacterized. The transcript is spliced from 2 exons. Bases 81 to 1073 code for a protein of 330 amino acids. Lineage: Eukaryota; Metazoa; Chordata; Actinopteri; Cichliformes; Cichlidae. The record is from RefSeq and is a predicted model, not a curated record.
AGUUGGUGAAUUUUACCCCAGAAACAGGAGAUCACUUCGUAAAUAAACAGGUUCACAAAGCUGGUUAAGAUCACCACGUCAUGGAGAACGUCACAGAUGUGAUCAGCAAAUCGCCCUAUGGCCCAAAAUUGGCAAUUGGCACAAAAAAUUGGGGUGUUGUGGUAAACACUAACUUGGCUGCAGGAAUUCUCCUGUCCACCUCUCUGCUGGGCCUGGUUACCUACAUCGGUGCCUUCUGGUUCCAACGAGGUGCCCUAAGCCUCCUUAAAAAUAGCUUCAUCAUGUCCUUUUCAUGUGAGCACAUGAACCUCAGAGGUGCUCAGAACACCCACAUCUCUCUUUUCGUUCUGCUUUUCAUCGAUGUUCUAAAUGUCAUCGGAGCAAUGACCUUCGGAAGUCAACUGGCUGCAGCUACCUGUUCUGGAAACCCAUGUGUGUACACCGAAUACCUGUGGAUGUUUUCAAGACGGUAUUUAGUGAUGAUACAUCUCCUGACUGCCCUCAUAUCACUCCUAUACCUGUAUCGCCCACACCUGGGAGCCACACUACGCUGUGUUUUCUCUGUGGUUUCUUUACUGAUUUGUGUUUUACACUACAGUUCUGUGCUCUACACCAUUGAGGCAGAUUACCUACUAGAAAUCCUCAUCUGUGGUUUGGCUGUGGCCAUUGUUUCAACAGCUAUUUUAAGCUUUGCUGCCACAGGGGGAAAAAUAGUAAAGAUAGGCAUCACAGUUAUCUCAAUGGUCACGUUCUUUGCUGUCUACUUCCCCAGUUUUGUUCUUAGGUACCUAGUCUACAGUAGGCCCACCUCUGGGCAGCCAGGAGCUGACUAUAAUACAAUUUUUGUAAAUGUUUAUUAUUUCACAAAUUUUAACGUCUUUCUCGAUGGACUCCUGUGUUGCUUAAUCCUGAAAUUUUCUGAUGGAGAAAAAGAAGAUGAACUACAGCAACUGGAACUACAACCACCAUGGCGGCAGCAGCAGCCACGGCCACUUCAACAUGGUUUAGACUAUCCAAGGGUUCAUGUUAAUACAAAUGCAGUUAACCCUUAUAACAGGCAAAGCUGGAAUUAAGUCUCUGCAUCAUGAAGGUUGACGUGAUUUAUCAUCAAUAAUAAGCAUGACCUGAUCACAGUUCUGACCUUUGAUAUUUGUCUUUCAGUUGUUUAGAACUGUGGACAUUUUUUUAAAAAAAUGAUUUGAUUUUGAUGAAUGAAAAUGGGAUUUGCUACAGGUUGAUUUGUAACAGUUGUUAGUAGAUGGUUGUACUUCCUAAAACUGCAUGUAAUUAGGAUGAAAUCAAAGAUGAAGAUCAGCAUCACAUUGUCACUGUGAUAUAAAUCAUAACCAGUAUAAGAGCAAGAAGAAAUAUGUAAACAUCUCUAUAUUCACAUAGUGGUCUAUAAAUUAAAUGGAUGUUGUGAGAAGUAUCAGUGAUUAUGUACACAUUGUAAUAUAAAUAAUAUUGUAAAUAAUAUCACAUGAAACUAUUUAAUGACAAUUUUUAAACUUUUUUUUCAUUUCACUUCAUUUUAAAUUAUAUUUUAAAACUAUUAUACAAAUCUCCGCAACAGAUUUUAACUCAACUUUAAUAAAUAAUGUUCUUUUCUGUCAUGAUUGAUUUUAGACCGUUUUUGAUUAUCCACGCAAAGCUGACACCUCAAGCAUUUGACUCCUUCAUAGAGAAUAGUAAAUCACGAGUUCGGUAGCAUUACAGUUACAUAGAAAUACUUUUAUCUGACACGUGCUCUUGUCCUUGGAUGUUUAACCAUUUCCCCGUUUAUUUCACCCUGGAAGUGAGAAA